AUGAAUCAAGAAAAACUGUUUAAUUUAAAAUGCUUUUCACUUUAUUGUACUUGGGAAAUAUUUGGUUAUGGUGAAUUAAUUGUGCCAGUUUUACAUCGAAUGUCAAAUUUAGAAAAACUUGAUUUAUAUCUUAUUGUUUGUCAAAGACAAACAUUUAUUGAUGGUAAUCAAUUAAAAAUAAAUAUUAUUAAUCAUAUGUCAGAAUUUUAA
Molecule: messenger RNA, 210 nt
Organism: Rotaria sordida
Lineage: Eukaryota; Metazoa; Rotifera; Eurotatoria; Philodinida; Philodinidae
Source: the annotation of a GenBank genome assembly